This is a messenger RNA of Diospyros lotus (date-plum), 5205 nucleotides long. RefSeq names its product protein SHORTAGE IN CHIASMATA 1. Gene Ontology annotation, biological process: reciprocal meiotic recombination; resolution of meiotic recombination intermediates. The record is from RefSeq and is a predicted model, not a curated record. The transcript is spliced from 10 exons. Lineage: Eukaryota; Viridiplantae; Streptophyta; Magnoliopsida; Ericales; Ebenaceae. The coding region runs from base 11 to 4912 and encodes 1633 amino acids.
GUGAACAACAAUGCGAACUCGAUUUCUGAGCAUCGACUACAAUGCCGCUCCAAUCCAAUCCCUCGGAACCCUAGACUUCCUCCGCUUCCCACUGCCUCACCUUCCUCCUUCCGUCCUCGCCACCACCGCCGAAGACAUCCGCUAUUGCUUCGAAGACGUGGCCGCUCUGAGCGCCUCUCUCGAAAUCCCGACGUUUCCGAUUGAUGCCGCUCUCUCCAAGUUUUUUUCCGACGUUCUUCCCGGCUUCAUCGAUGUUGAAGCUUCGGAGUUUGCGAACACUCGUUCAUGCUCUGGAGAAGAUCAUCUCGAUCAGCCGAGAAACUUUGGUCCUCGAAGCUGUGUGGAUAUUCAAGACACGAAGGAGAAAGAUGAUUCCCUUUUUGAUGGUGGGGCAGAAAAUGAUUGCGAAGCAGUAGAGUUUGAAAUGAUAGAGAUUGAACUAUCCCUGGAAAAUGCUUUCUUCUUCGAAGAAGAGAAGAUGCAGCCUUUCAUUGAAGUUCUCAAGGCUGAUAAUAAUAUUAUGGACAUGCUUGAUCCUGUUCUUAUGCCUCCGUAUCUCAAGAUUCUGGAAUCAUGUUGUUCAGUUGAUGACAUUGUGCCAGAGUAUUGUAUGGCGGAGGAGACUCUUCAGUUGGAUAGUGCUGGUUCUGCAGAGGACCGAGUUAUCCUCUUCCCACUUUUAGAAGUGGAUGAUAUUAGUUUGGGAAUUCUGACUGGCAUAUCAAUGGAGGAGGAACUUCUAUUUCUAGAAAAUAUUGAACCCCAAGCAUACCCACAAAGACAGGGAAUAAUAACUGAUGGCAAGGAGUUUUUCGGUUAUUUGGACAUAGACAUCUUUGAGUAUCUUGCAGAUCAUUGUCUAUCCAACCACUGUGUUGAAGCUGAGUCAGCUUGCUCAAGCUUCUCUAUGGAAAAGGAUCUAAUUAGCAUUAUUGAACUCUCACAUAAAGGUAAUUCUGAAUUUCAACUGGGGAUGUCAGAGGGUAAAUCUAUCUGGCCGGGGAUCAUUAAUUUUGAGGAAAUCCAGUUCCUUAAUUUUGACCCCUACCAAUUUCUGGAUGUCUUCUAUGAAUCUACUACUGUCUCCGAGGCAGAUACAUGUGAACCGAUGUUUGUAGAAGAUUCAAAAGUUUCAAAUUUUAAUGAAUUGGUUGUUAGUCUGGAGCUAACUCUGGUAGAUGAGACAUUUAAAUCGUUGCCUGUUCCUAUUCUUUCUGACCAUGAUAAGAUAAGGUCGCUGUCUAUGUUUGUUGAUGAAAUAUUAGCUGCUUUAAGGCCGCAGCCUCCUUCUGUGUCUGAUGGCAUAUAUUUGGACUGGCAUUAUCUGGGUGAAGAUUAUAGGAACUGUGACAAGUGCUCCUCUUGUUGGAGACGGGUGCUGGAUAUAAAUAAUUACGAUAUUGAUUCUGAUCCGAAAUCUAUUAAUGAUGGGAUGUGGAUUUUUGACUUUGUUUUCUCUGGUAAUACACCCAAUGGGACAGAUGGUGAGGAUGGCAAGGAAAUGUUGCCGUCUGGCAGCAUUUCACCAGUACAAAUGGACUUGAAUGACCUUGCUUCAAGUCAGUCGUUGAAUGAUGGAAAUGGAGAAGUCCUAUCUGACAUCAAUGCCAAGAGAAUUCCUACUUUAAUUGAAUCGAUAACACCAUUUAAUGAUCUAAAUUUUUUCUUAAAUCCACGGGAGGCAGCUGCAGGAGGAAGUUCAAAACAUGCAUCCAAGGCAUUUGAUGGUGACACCAUAUUUCCUGCAGUUUCAUCUACUAACAAAAUUGUGCCAUGUGCUACACCGCAGCACUGGGAGUUUAGGUUGCACGAAAUUAAGUUGUCUGAUGAUAUUCUGGAACUCAUUGAUAACUUCAAAAAGAGCUAUUUAGCCCUUUUUAGCAGUGGCACGGUGCUGGCAAAGACACAACACUCAAGUUGUGCUAUGGAUGAUACCAUAUUACUUGGUCUUCCAACAGAAAAGCUGAUGGAUUGCAUCAUGAAAACAAAUGCCACUUUGGAUCAUGGCGAUGAUAAUGUCGUGACAAUAAUAACACUGUGCAUAAUUAAACAGAUGGCUUGGUAUUUAUGUUAUUAUGGUAUCCAUACAACUUACCAGUAUAUGGAUAAACUGUGUAGAAGAUUUGAUUGCUUGAAAUUCAAAUUAAAUUUUAUCCAGACGUUGAUUGAAGAUAUGCAUGAGAAGGUAGAGACAGAUAUAACUAUAUCUCAUCCAUCACUGUCUGUCAUCCAGUCUAUCCUUCAGUCCAACAUUAACAACAAUGGUUUCAAAGUACUGAUUGUGGCUGAUCAAGUUUUCUGGUGGCAAUUGAAGAUGCUGUUAACUUCCAUGCGGAUAUCUUAUAAUGACCAACUAUAUUUUUUCCAGCAUGCAAGCGAACAUGAGAUGCAUUGCAACAAUGAUUUUGUAGACAAAGCAGAUGUCCUGCUUCAUUCAGAUUGCUGUUUAAUAUCCAAUGAGAACAUUUCUGCAUCAUUUCCCUUUGAAAAAUUCAGCAUUAUCUUGGAAUAUGGAGGUUCAUGUGGCCAAUCUAGAGUAUCUACAAUUUCCCCAAAAGUCAGCUUCCCUGGUCUUCAUUUCCUCAAGCUGAUACUGGAGGAGGCUAGUGCUUCCAAAGCUCUUUGUGACGGUGUUGACAUGCCCCAGAAUGUUGGAUUUAUGAAGCAGAAGUUGGAAGAACUGUUAAAUCUCGUACCUUGUGAGAAUAAAUAUGAUUUGGGAUCUCCAAGAGCUGCAGAUCAAGCAGAAGCUUUCUGUAUGCCUUUGCCAAUCCCAUGUAUAUCCUUGGCUAUGGGACGGGAGCAAAUUCCUGUCAAGAUGCCUUCCUUUCCAGAUAUGGUUGUCAUAGUUAACACGCAGAAUUUUGAUAAAGAAAUGAUAAUUUCCAGGAGAAGCACAUACCAAAAAAUUCUUGAAAUGGAGAAACAAGGAGCACAAGUUGUGGAGCGUGAUCUAAAACUGCCUGUGGAUGUUAUAAUUAGUAGUGCAAUUUGCUUGGUUUGGUAUGAUUGCCGAAACAUUAGAAAGAAAGCAACUCCUCCUGAUGACGGUUCUUCAAGCUUACCCUUGUGGAUUGAAAAUAUUGCUGCCAAUAUCUUAACCUCCCUGAGUUUUACUUUCAGCUCCUGCAUUCUGGUCUUUGAGGGUGAAAGCCGUUUUCUUGCUGCUAUAAUGGAAUCAUCAGAUGAACUGUAUGCCGCCGCCGCUAGCUUGAGAGUUGAACUGCAAAUCUUUUGUUCAUAUUCACCUGAAUUGACUGACGAGAUAAUAUUGAACUGUGUUAAAAGUGCUGCCAAAUUAACUAGACAGGCUUACCCAAAAAUGCCCGAAUCAGAAACUCUUGCAGAGUCCUUCCUUACGACAUUUCCUUCUAUUAAUCCUCUCUCAGCUCAUGCAAUACUGGCUUCGAUAGGCAGUCUUGCUGAGUUUCUUGAGUGGUCACAUGAGAACAGGAUUUGUGCACUCCAGAAAUAUCAUGUUUCAGAAGAAAGUAUAGCUUUAUUUAGUAGUUUGUGCAGAUACGGGGAGCGUGAGGACUCUAGAUCUGCAAUGACUGAUUGCUCUUCUUCUGUUUCUUCUGCUCACGAGUCAGAAAAUUGUUACCGCAAUACUAUCUCCACAAGAAAGAAAGCAAAGUACAUUAGCAAUCCUCACAAAAUUGAUGUGCCUAUGGAUGGGUUAUUUCAUUUUGACAUGCCAAAACAAUUUCCUGAUGGCAGCCUCAAUGAUCAAAGAUUUUCCAAGCAACAUGAUACUUGGAUACGUACUGGUGAUGAUAUAUUUGAUGACGAUGAAAGGCAUGGUGUAUCUCCCCGUAAUAAAUUGUUUCGUGAAAGAAGGGGUUCAGGACCUUCAAAUGUAGAUGCGAUGACGAAUUCUCCCAAUGCGUGCAAGCAGUUCGAUUCUCAAAAAUCAAGGAGGGAUAAGAUAUCAAAUGAGAUAGAAGGAACUGGUUGGCGUUUGGAUGACGAAUUGUUUUCUCCACAAGAGGCAUUUGACAUGGGUCUGAUGAACAAAUUGGAUUGCCACCUUGACAAUAAUUCUGUGAAUCUGCCAGAUGACAUGAUGGGUGAAGUUGUUGACAUUCGUAGUAUUUCUUCAGUACGUGAGGACUUCUCUUCUAUUGCAAACUCAGCAGACCUCUCAUGUUUGGCAAUUGAGAGUGAGAAGGAUCUUGCAUCAGGGAACUUCAGAGCUGCAAGAAAGUUGUCAUCCAAAAGUAGUUUCAUUCCUGAUUUUCCCACUUCUGCUGAGAUUAGUGUUGACUCCAACGUUCAUGUUUCUGUAAGAGAUGUAGGGCAAAGUUGGAGGGAAAGAAUUAAUAGACGUCCAAAUGCUGAUUUCCUCAAGAAUAAAUUGCCUGUAAAGGACCAAGACAAGCUUUUGAAGGAGGGUUCAGCUUGGAAAACUGCGAAAAAUUUCCCCCGUCUAUCACCUCGGGACAAGGAUAGGCAACAGCAUGGUGAAACAGCCCUCUUCAAAGCUGUUCACUCUGCUAAGCAACAGCAAGGAUCACCUUGGACAAUAGAAUUCCUUAACAGAAUAAGGGAAAAAAGCAGAUUGCUCCACCAGUCCCUUCCACGUGACAUAUCACCCCGUUGUUUUUCAUAUCCUGGUAAUAUGUCAAAGGUUGCUAAGAGAAAAAGUCCGUCGAUUCUUGACUUCUAUAGGUAUCAAGGGGGAUGCACUCCUAGGAAAGUUACUGAACAGAAGAGGCAAAGGCGAUCUACACAACCGUCAACUUCAUCCAAGAAUGAGAGGACUUCAGCAUCCUUUCUACCAACUUGGACUCCAGCUGAUAAGAGAGCUAGACAGAAACUGUCCUUUUCAACUGGUGGUGGAGGAGGCCAAAGUAAGCUGGUCUGGAGUGAUAAUGAUGCUCAGCUUAUGGAUAGAAGAUUUUACCAGUGACCUUGAAAUAGCAUGAAUUUUGGCAUCCACAUAUUGGGCAAUGCUGAAUGAUUUGUUUACCAACGCAUGGGCUGUGACAACAUCUAUUUGCAGCAUCCAUGCACUUCGCUUGUUGAGAGGAUGAACAACAAAGAUGAGAAAAAUGUUAUUUCCAAUGGGUCACUGACGUAGAUAGUAUGUUUCUCUGAUUGAACUUUGAUGUAAACUUCAAUCCCAGUGCAUGUAAGCUUUGUUUGUUCAGGCUUUUGUCAUAUCAAAAAAUGCUAAGUUCUUGGGUUUGGUACAGUUAUUAC